Messenger RNA from Balaenoptera acutorostrata (minke whale), 1192 nucleotides. RefSeq names its product interferon induced transmembrane protein 10 (gene IFITM10). Gene Ontology annotation, cellular component: plasma membrane. The coding region runs from base 51 to 746 and encodes 231 amino acids. NCBI's taxonomy places the organism in Eukaryota, Metazoa, Chordata, Mammalia, Artiodactyla, Balaenopteridae. The transcript has 3 exons. The record is from RefSeq and is a predicted model, not a curated record.
UGUGUGCGGGUGCCGGUUGCUGUGUUUCCUGCAAGAGCGUGCCAGUCGGGAUGCUGGCGGAGCGCUGCUGCUGCGUGUCAGUGGGUGACUGUGUGCAGAUGGCGAAGUGGCGAAGAGCCCCUGACGUCCCCGCCAAGGCUGCUGCCCAGGGCCCCAGCCAGUGCCCAGCCCCGCUGGGAGCCCCGGCCAGCACCACGGACGGCACCCAGGAAGCCCGAGUUCCCCUGGACGGGGCCUUCUGGAUCCCGAGGCCCCCGGCAGCUUCGCCCAAGGGCUGCUUCGCCUGCGUGUCCAAGCCCCCCGCCCUGCAGGCUCCAGUGGCCCCCGGCCCUGAGCCCUCAGCCUCACCCCCCAUGGCACCCACCCUGUUCCCCAUGGAGUCCAAGAGCAGCAAGACAGACAGCGUGCGGGCCACCAGCGCCCCCCAGGCCUGCAAGCACCUAGCAGAGAAGAAGACCAUGACGAAUCCCACGACGGUCAUCGAGGUCUACCCGGACACCACGGAGGUGAACGACUACUACCUGUGGUCCAUCUUCAACUUCGUCUACCUCAACUUCUGCUGCCUGGGCUUCAUCGCCCUGGCCUACUCCCUCAAAGUUCGGGACAAGAAACUUCUCAAUGACCUGAACGGAGCGGUGGAGGACGCCAAGACCGCUCGGCUCUUCAACAUCACCAGCUCUGCCCUGGCGGCCUCCUGCAUCAUCCUCGUCUUCAUCUUCCUGCGGUACCCGCUCACCGACUACUGAGGCCCCAACAGGCACCACCAGCCUGGAGGUGAAGCCCUGAGAUGGGUUCAUUUUUGUGGCUGACGAAAGCUGGAUGCCCUGCGGUUGGGGCGGAGCCGGAGCCCCCCUGAAGCUGUGAGCCCGGCAGCGAGGCACGGGCACGGUGAGCUUCGUGCCGGCCCACCCUCUCUGCCUCCUGGUCCUCCGCCUGUUUCUGGGGGCCCUGUGGGUUUCUUCCUGUGCUGCUGCACCCUGGCUUCCAGUGGCUGCCCUCCCUACCCGCCUGUGCCCCCACCCAGGCUCCUGGGGCCCCUCAGACCUCACACCCAGCAAGAAGGGCUUUUGUGGGAGCUUCCCAGGAUGGGGUGGCUGCCAGCAUCUGGGGACUGACUCUGUCCUCCCUGACGCCACCUCCUCCAAGCUGUGACCCUGCUCAGAGCUCUUGUAUCUGUGAACUUCCAAUAAAA